Otolemur garnettii (small-eared galago) is the source of this 814-nucleotide messenger RNA. It is a transcript of the gene SNCG, whose product is annotated as synuclein gamma. The transcript has 5 exons. Bases 173 to 556 code for a protein of 127 amino acids. NCBI's taxonomy places the organism in Eukaryota, Metazoa, Chordata, Mammalia, Primates, Galagidae. The record is from RefSeq and is a predicted model, not a curated record. Gene Ontology annotation, biological process: synapse organization; chemical synaptic transmission; synaptic vesicle endocytosis. Gene Ontology annotation, molecular function: cuprous ion binding. Gene Ontology annotation, cellular component: cytoplasm; axon terminus; neuronal cell body.
GGGCUGGCUGGGCUCCAGCUGGCCUCUGCAUCAAUAUUUCAUCGCGUCAAUAGGAGGCAGCGGCGGGGACAGCCACUGCAGCAGCACUCGCGCCAGCUCCAGCCCGCAGCUUGCAGGGUGAGUUCAGCUCCCAUCCUGCCUGCAGCAGCUGAGCCCAGCCCUGCCUACGGUCAUGGAUGUCUUCAAGAAGGGCUUCUCCAUCGCCAAGGAGGGCGUGGUGGGUGCUGUGGAGAAGACCAAGCAGGGGGUGACGGAAGCAGCCGAGAAGACUAAGGAGGGGGUCAUGUAUGUGGGAGCCAAGACUAAGGAGGGUGUUGUGCAGAGUGUGACCUCAGUGGCUGAGAAGACCAAGGAGCAAGCCAAUGCUGUGAGUGAGGCCGUGGUCACCAGCGUCAACACUGUGGCCACCAAGACUGUGGAGGAGGCAGAGAACAUCGUGAUCAACACCGGGGUGGUGCGCAAGGAGGACUUGAAGCAACCUGCCCCUCCACAGGAAGAUGAGGCAGCCAGAGAGGAAGAGGAGAUAGCUGAGGAGGCCAAGAGUGGGGGAGACUAAAGGGUUGCAAGUCAGCACAGACACCCAAGGAACACAUCUCUGACCUGGACCGAAUCCCCUCUUGGCACGAGGAGCGCUGGCCUUGGCGUGUGACCUGCAGCUGCCCACAUUCCCCACCCUCGCCUGGCUGUCCAGGCCUAUCUGCCCAGACCUGUCUGCCUACAUGGCCCUCCCUUAGCCCUUCCUGCCCUCUGGUCCUUCUGACCCCAGAGAUGCUGCUGUGAAUUCUGUGUGUGUGUGUGUGUGUGUGAUUACAAA